Molecule: messenger RNA, 1423 nt
Organism: Balaenoptera acutorostrata (minke whale)
Lineage: Eukaryota; Metazoa; Chordata; Mammalia; Artiodactyla; Balaenopteridae
Gene: GPD1L
Product: glycerol-3-phosphate dehydrogenase 1 like
Exons: 8
Coding region: 84-1139 (351 amino acids)
Biological process (GO): carbohydrate metabolic process; glycerol-3-phosphate catabolic process
Cellular component (GO): cytosol; glycerol-3-phosphate dehydrogenase (FAD) complex
Molecular function (GO): glycerol-3-phosphate dehydrogenase [NAD(P)+] activity; NAD binding; protein homodimerization activity
Source: RefSeq, a predicted model, not a curated record
GCGGGUUCAGGCCGAGCGGGAGGAGGCGGAGCGGGCGGCCGGCCGGGGAGGCGCGCGCCGGUCUGCUGCGUUCCGGCCUGGCCAUGGCAGCGGCGCCCCUGAAAGUGUGCAUCGUGGGCUCGGGGAACUGGGGUUCAGCUGUUGCAAAAAUAAUUGGUGAUAAUGUCAAGAAACUUCAGAAGUUUGCCUCCACGGUCAAGAUGUGGGUCUUUGAAGAAACGGUUAAUGGGAGAAAACUGACAGACAUCAUAAAUAAUGACCAUGAAAAUGUAAAAUAUCUCCCUGGACACAAGCUGCCAGAAAACGUGGUUGCUGUUGCGAACCUCAGCGAGGCCGUGCAGGACGCAGACCUGCUGGUGUUUGUCAUCCCCCACCAGUUCAUCCACCGGAUCUGCGAAGAGAUCACGGGAAGGGUGGCCAAGGACGCGCUGGGCAUCACCCUCAUCAAGGGCAUAGACGAGGGUCCUGAGGGGCUGAAGCUCAUUUCCGACAUCAUCCGAGAGAAGAUGGGCAUUGACAUCAGCGUGUUGAUGGGAGCCAACAUUGCCAAUGAGGUGGCUGCUGGGAAAUUCUGUGAGACCACCAUCGGCAGCAAGGUAAUGGAGAACGGCCUUCUCUUCAAAGAACUUCUGCAGACUCCAAAUUUUCGAAUUACAGUGGUGGAUGACGCGGACACGGUUGAAGUGUGCGGUGCUCUGAAGAACAUCGUGGCCGUGGGAGCCGGGUUCUGCGAUGGCCUCCGCUGUGGCGACAACACCAAAGCCGCUGUCAUCCGCCUGGGGCUCAUGGAAAUGAUCGCCUUUGCCAGGAUCUUCUGCAAGGGCCAGGUGUCCACGGCCACCUUCCUGGAGAGUUGCGGCGUGGCUGAUCUGAUCACCACCUGCUAUGGGGGCCGGAACCGCAGGGUGGCCGAGGCCUUUGCCAGGACCGGAAAGACCAUCGAAGAAUUGGAGAAGGAGAUGCUGAAUGGGCAGAAGCUGCAAGGACCUCAGACUUCGGCCGAGGUGUACCGCAUACUCAAACAGAAGGGGCUGCUCGACAAGUUUCCGUUGUUCACUGCGGUGUACCAGAUCUGCUACGAAGGCAGGCCCGUUCAAGAGAUGUUGUCUUGUCUCCAGAGCCAUCCAGAGCAUAUAUAAAGUGAAUCUUGCAACCUGUCAGGGAAAGGCCUGCCGUUCCGAUCAGUCAUUUGGAUUCAGAUGGAAACCGGGACUUGGCAACAAGAUGUUUGCUUGACCGUAAUCCCAUCAUGGAUGUGUAUGAAUUUUUACAGGUUCAUUUUUGAAUUGCGAAAUGAAGUUCAUUAGCUAAGAUGUUACUGGGCAACAUCUAGACGCACAUAUAUGAACGUGUGAGUGUGUGUUCCUUUUUCAUUCUGUGGAUGUUUCUAUGAACCAAAAUUAAAGGCCCUUUUUAAAAAUCA